Messenger RNA from Mercurialis annua (annual mercury), 889 nucleotides. Its product is annotated as protein translation factor SUI1 homolog. The transcript is spliced from 4 exons. Gene Ontology annotation, biological process: translational initiation. The coding region runs from base 284 to 700 and encodes 138 amino acids. Gene Ontology annotation, molecular function: translation initiation factor activity; RNA binding. The record is from RefSeq and is a predicted model, not a curated record. NCBI's taxonomy places the organism in Eukaryota, Viridiplantae, Streptophyta, Magnoliopsida, Malpighiales, Euphorbiaceae.
GCAACUUAUAAGCAAUGAAAGAUCGACCUAUAAGCUUGAUUUUAAAAUUGCGUUAGGUGAGGAAGGCCGGACUUAUCUGUGGCGAAGAGAAUUUAUCUACAUUAUAAAAAUAGACAAAGGGCCAUCUUCACUUUUUAAUUUUUUUUCUUUCUGUUAUCUACUCCAUUUCUCUCUAAUUAUUCUCUUCUUUUUAUAAUUGCUUAAUCCUCUCACGCAUCUCUUUAGAAAUCGGAAACAGGCGAGAUACUUGUUACUUCGACUCAAACGAUCAGAACCGAGGUUCAUGUCUGAACUCGACAUCCAAAUUCCUGCUGCCUUUGAUCCAUUCGCUGAGGCAAAUGCUGCAGAUUCAGGAGCUGGUUCCAAGGAAUAUGUGCACAUACGCACGCAACAGAGAAAUGGUAGAAAGAGCCUGACAACCGUCCAAGGUUUAAUGAAAGAGUUUAGCUAUAACAAGAUUCUCAAGGACCUUAAGAAAGAGUUUUGCUGCAAUGGUACUGUCGUCCAAGAUCCAGAACUCGGACAGGUUUUUCUUUUACGUCAUUCUUCGUGCUGUUGCCAUUUGUGGGCUUGUAAUGCAACAAAUUGUUGUAUAAAUCAGGUAAUUCAGCUGCAAGGUGAUCAAAGGAAGAACGUUUCCACCUUCCUCAUUCAGGCAGGUGUAGUAAAGAAAGAGCACAUCAAGAUUCAUGGAUUCUGAGCAACAGCGACAGAACUUACCUGUGCGUGACUGAUGCUGAUGCUAUAUUGAAGUAUUAAUACAUUCAUAUAUUAUGAACCUUUGUUGUUUCUCUAUUGUAAAUUGUUUUCAAAGCUGUUGCUUUGUCUUUGUAAUUUUGUAUCAUACUGUUAGACAUACAAGUGAUUUUCUACCAAGUUGUACAAUGAA